AUGCAUAGGAAUGAACUGCUUCGGUCGCCAGCACACCAUGGCCCCGAGGCAGGGCCUUCGCACUUCCCUCCUCCUUCCUGCGAGAAGACCAAGAAUUCCCGCCUCCCCGCGGAAGGCGGGAGAAGCACGGGCUUGAUUCCCGCCCCUCCCCCAGUAGGGCAAAACCGCCCGUCCGCAGGCCAGCGUCGGCACCCGUUUCUUAGGACGGCGACCUACACCCACACCGCUGCCGGACAAAGGGCCCCCCGUCGCUCUCCGGAGGGGCGGGUCCUCCUCUCCUUCCCUCAGGAGCCAGGCGCGGCGAAGAGACCGCGAUCUCCUCCCUGCUACACCCUCCCCCAGAGGGGCAGGGAGCAGCGGCAUCGCCCACCCACCUACACAUCCACUUCCCCACACGCACACCCACGGGGCAGGGAGAACCGACGUCGUUCCCAGCCUCUCAGGACACCGAACAGCCGCCCUUUUCCUCAGCAGGUUGAGGGGCACCUACUGCCCGCCGACGUGGAGGUGGGGGCAGGGACACUCUCCCCCCCUCCCGCCACCAUCACCUCAGGAACGAAAAACGAACCCUUCUCCCAGCAGGGCGAGGGCCUUCCCACCCCUCAACGGGGCGGACUGCGUGUGCGGCCCCCUAAAGAAGCAACAGGCGACCCCAUCCUCCUCCCAGCCGGGAAAUGCCGACACCCUCGACCCUCCCGCUCUUCACCUCCGGAAGCCGGGCCGAAGCCUAGACGAAAGACCGCGCCUCACUCCGCCCCCUGCGCCAUUUUGUCGCCCCCCUCCCCGACCUCCCCCACCCCGAAGCAGCCGGGCCAGAGCCAGGGGUAG
This is a messenger RNA of Rhinolophus ferrumequinum (greater horseshoe bat), 828 nucleotides long. Its product is annotated as basic proline-rich protein-like. The record is from RefSeq and is a predicted model, not a curated record. Bases 1 to 828 code for a protein of 275 amino acids. NCBI's taxonomy places the organism in Eukaryota, Metazoa, Chordata, Mammalia, Chiroptera, Rhinolophidae. The transcript is spliced from 2 exons.